AUGGCCUUUGGGCGCCCUUUGCAGAUUAGUCUCGUAGGGGGCUCUCUCGCAUCAAUCGCUUUCCGUGCCCUUGAGGAAGCAGUCGGAGGCACAGGCGAGAUAGGACAGUACGUCCAGCAGAGCUGCCCCGUGUGCAUUCCGGACGAGGUCAAUCGCCAGGGCCGUUUGCUUAAUCGUGUUCUGGACUUGCUUGAAGGCCAGGGUUUGGACUUUGACCUGGUAGAAGCCAGAGUGGCCGAAGUCGCAACCCUCUUGCCUCCAAGGCAGUUCGUACUGUGUGUGAGCGGGAGGGCCAACUUGGUGAGUCAGUUUUCUGUGGCUUCCCUGCUCUUUGGGAAGCAAGACUGGCUUGUGAGACCGCAGAGCUCCCUUGGCCGGAGGAGAGGCACGAUGUCAGCCGAAGGUGAUCGUUCGGACAGUGAGGCCAGCCAUGUCAGCAGGCCUUUUGCACUUAACCUUGUCUACCAUGGCGGCAGCACGAAUUUUGAGUACGAGGUCGGCACCCUUUCGGUUGGAGAGGAGCCGAAUCGCAAGACAGUAGCUGCCAUCUUUGUUUCUGAGUGUGAAGGCAAGGUCGUGACGGCUUUGCCGCAUAAAGCCUGGGAUCGCAAGACUUCAAAGAGAUCCAUCAAUACCCCUUUUUCGAAGGCUGCGUUGUGCGAGGUGCUUGCUGCUUCCUCUCAGGACAGAGCACAACCUGCCGAGUUUUCACUUAAGAUUUGGGUGGGCCUUUUGAGCUCUGACGUUGCUGCUUCUGCCUCCUUUGAAGGGCCUGGCAAUGGCAGCGAUGUCCGUUUCCUGACGCCGGAGGCCGGCCCAUGUCUUCCUUUUGCUGACGCCUUGGUUCAGGUGUCUGACGCGCAAUUUGGCUUCGCGACGGCCCACCCCCCAGCAGAUCCCUAUGAGGCCCGUUUUGCUGCGAUUGAGGCCUCGAUCUCGAAGCUGACCGCCACCUUUACCCGCGCUUUAGGCGAGCCUGCAGCCGCUGCUCAGCCUCCCAAGCCUCCAAGAGCUGCCAAGGCAAAGGUUAAGAGCGCUGCUCCCACCGGGCCUGUGCCGGGUACACCGGGUCGUGCAACAGAAGUCCCCGGUCUUGACCCUGCGUUAUACCGGGCCGCUGUUGAGUCAGGCAUUAAGCAGGGGGACCUCGCCGAACUUCAAGGGUUGCUCGCACAACCCAAGCACAGGCUUGCCGACUUCCCUGCCGGAGGCGGAGCUCUGGCUUCAGAAGGUCUCGCUUCGGGUUUGCAAAGCCCUGCGGCUUCAUCUGGAGGUGCACUCGAUGAGCCUCAGGCUUGCGAUGAGAUGACAGGGGCCACUCCUGUUGAAGCCGCGGUUCUCAGCCUGACAAAGAUAGUGAAGGAGCUGGCAAAGUCGAAGAAAGGACCUGACCAGGGCUCCUCUCUCGAGCGUGCUCUCGACCGUGCCGAAGGUUUCGGUGCUGCUGCUGAUUCGUCUGUAUCAAGCAGUGGUGGGAGAUCCAAGGCUGCAGCUUAUCGCAUUCUCCGAGAAGCUCUCGCGGCUGAACCUGUACAACUCUACACCAGCAUUGAGAGAUUGUUGGAGGAAGACCUCCUGCAUCGCCGCUUGGGCAGCUCGUUGCAGGCUCGCUGGGCAGAGUUGUGUCUUCAUCGCGUCCGUGAGCUGGAGGCGCAUCUGGAGGCAAAACGGAAGCUCGGCGGUAAGAACAGGCAGCCUCAUGGCGACGCAGGCCCCGGUGCUUCGUUUCUGGCCCGUCCGCGUUGCGAUGCCCUCCUGUCUGCGGCCGCCCGUGGCUGGGAUCGCAUUGCUCAAUCCGUUUCGUUGUGGGAUAGUGCUGAGCCCGUCGAUGCAUCAGCUAUGGGUCGUACGGCUGGCAAAGUCGAGCGGAUCGAAGGUCAACUACGUGCCCUCGCCACUGUCAGUCCUAGCACUCCUCGCGCCAUGUGUGAAGAUUUCAAUUUGGCAAAGGACAUUGAGGUGAAUCGCCUAAGUCUUCCUUCUUCACCUCCCAGCUUCGAUCCUUCACCUUUUCUGGAUGACACCAUGAGGUCGCUUUACCUAAGCCCUUCGCGGCACGCCUGGCCUAUCGAUGAGGCUGGCGAGGUUCCACCCCGCGUGCAGUGCAGGAUCGGCACCAAGCAGGAGAAGCUCGAGUUUCUCUCGGCUUUGGAUCAGAGUGGUCGGCUCGAGCUUUUCCCUGCUGACCAGUUCGAUGCCAGAACAGCCUGCGGACUGUUCGCCCUUCCGAAAGGGCUGGACACAGACCGCCUGAUCGUUGAUGCCAGGCCGUCGAACCUGUGUGUUCCGACAGACGUGCGGUGGCUAGCCACCAUGGCGUCCGCGUCAUCUUUACUUGGUAUCGAGCUGGACCAGGAUCAGCGGUUGUUCUUGUCCGGGGAAGACAUCAAGGACUUUUACCAUCAGUUUCGCAUCACAGUCGACAGGGCUGCAUACUACAGGAUUGCGGGGUUUUUUAGGCCUUCUGAUUUGAGUCAUCUCCGCAGCUUCAAGCCAUCCCUGCUGACUUCGAAGCGAGUUGUCGCUGCGCUGCGCUGCAUGGCGAUGGGUGACUGUAAUGCUGUUUCAGUUGGCCAAUCAUCACACCUCGGGCUGAUUUUGGCGGCCGAGCUUGUUGGCUGGCACCAGCUACUGACAAUGAGAGGCCCCGUGCCGCGCAGCCCAUGCAUGCUCGGUCUGGUAAUCGACGAUGCCAUUGUCAUAGAGAAGGCACUUAGGUGCCAAACGGGCGACACCGCUUCGCUGAGCAGCCAGCGCUUGAUUUCGGGCCUUCACUCCGCUUACCUUGCCUCAAAGCUUCCCCGACAUGAGAAGAAGUCCUUCUUUGCGGCUGAGGACGCAAGCUUCUGGGGCUCAGACGUUCUUGGUGAACUUGGACGCGUGCGCCCUGCGUGGGCUCGCCUCAUCCCGCUUGUCUCGCUGACAGUCAGUGCUCUGAAUCUUCCUCUCUUCACGGUGUCGCUCCUUGAGGUCCUUGCAGGCUCGUGGAUUUCGGUUUUGGCUUUCAGGCGUAGGACCCUCUGCCUACUCGAGCGCAUCUAUCUGCUACAGCGCGGUCGUUGCCGGACCGAGUGUGUGCGCGCCACCCCGGAGCUAAAAGCUGAGCUGUUCAGGUUGUGCGUCCUCGCUCCGCUGCUGCACACCGACCUGCGAGCUCAAACCAGUGGGCUCCUUCUCGCCUCGGAUGCUUCUGACUCUCUGGGUGCGUUCGUCACAACCCGUGUUACCAAGGUCUUUGGCCGAGAGCUCCAGCGUCACACCCCGGCUCGAGGCCUGUGGAACAAGCUGCUUUCGCCUGUCAAUGCCCUGCUGCGUCAAAAGGGCUACCUAGACCCAAACCUCGAGCUCCCAGGGGAGGUUUUCCGAACCCAUCCUCUUUGGACUACUCUCGUUCGGUCUUUGCCUUUUAAGCUCAGGGCGGUGUUCAGAAGGCGCAAGCGUGACCAUAUCAACAUCAAGGAGAUGGAUUCUUACAUUGCUGCUGAGGAAUCCCUCGCGCCGUUUGACUGGGAGUCGGCUCGAACCUUGGCUCUGGUCGACUCACAAGUUAUUUUGGGCGCCCUUUUGAAAGGCCGCUCCAGUUCUCCUGCUAUCAACUCCAGGCUUCGUGCUUCGUUGCCAGGCCUUCUUUUCUUCAAUCUUUUUCCUAACUACACAUAUAUCGCUUCAGAAGACAACCCUUCAGACGAUCCGACUCGCGGCAGGAGGGUCAGGCAGCCCCAGCUCGCUGAGCCGUCGUGGCUCGUUGAGGCCGAGCUCGGUCGUUUCGCCCAGCUGGAUCGUUUUCUGUGGGACUAUGGUUUAGAUCCUUUGCAGACGCAAGGUUUGGUUGAUCUGCAACGUGCCUUCAGCGAGCGUCGGGGUACUCCCGGUGUUGAAGAAGGUGUGCCAAGCGUUGGUGACCUCCCCACACUUGUCAGCUCCGAGCCGCUGGAGUGCUUGGAUUUUGGCACUCUCUCCUCUGCUGCUGCUGCUUUUCUACAAGGCUGCCCUCGAAGGCAGUUUCUCUGGCCUAGUGGACUUCAGCCUUCGCUCCGGACCAGGUUUCUUUCACCGGGCUACCUUUGUCUUUACGCAGGCAGCCGGACCGUCGCUAAGGAAACUGUCAAAGCUGGCUUUCCUUGGGCCCUCACCUUUGACUGGCUCCACGGUGCAAACCAGGAUCUCCUCUGCCCGAAGUUGCAAGCAGCCCUUCUUGCUGCCAUCAGCGCUGGUGCUUUUGCAGCUGUUGGCUUGUCUCCUUCGUGUCCGACCUUCAGCACCGCUGUCACACCGCCUGUCCGCUCAGCUGAGUGGCCGGCGGGUGUGCCUGACCUUUCACCUCACAACUCUGCACGCGUUGCCUGUGACAACGCCCACGCCUCGUUCGUCGGUCGUGUCGUUAGGCUUCUGGUUGAGUUCAGGGUUCCUUUUUGGGUAGAAGGCCCCGAGCGGAGUUGGCUAUGGAAGCAGCCUGACUUGCUGGCCCUCGUUACCGAGAGCUCAGAUCUGGGCUUCUGGACUUUCGACCACUGCAGCUUUGGCCGACCGUGGCAGAAGAGGACGAGGGUGCUUACUAGCACGGAGCUACGGUGCAAGACUGACCUGUGCACAGGAGGCCACGAACACAAGUCUCUUCGAGGAAGAGUUUCGAAAGGUUCUCUUUCUUGGACAAAGCUCGCCGAGACGCCGCCCUCUCAAGUAGCAGUAGCCCUCGCCAUGGCCCUUGCUGCUGCAGCUUCUGACUGUCGAUCGGUGAGCAGCUGUGUUAGAGACACGUCCAAGAGGAUCGGAGAAGCUAGCCAGCCUGGACCGCCUCAGCUGAAGCAGCCUCGUACCGGUUCCCUCUUUGACGUCGAGCUGGUGACUAAGGCAACGGCUGCUACACGCACACGUGUCUGGGACGCUUUCGUGCAGUGGCUCAGAGAACGCAUCUCUGAGAGUGCUGUGAUGGCGCUUUUUACGUGCCCUCCUUUGCUAGCUUUGGUACUCCGCGACUAUGCCGACGAGCUCUACAGGCCACACAUGAAGCCGGCAUGGGAAAUGGUGACAAGAUGGCAAGAGCUACAGCCUGUGACCCACAGAACUCCACUGCCAGAGAUGGUGCUUAAAGCCAUGGUGGGCAUAGCUUGGAUGCUAAAGUGGAGAAGAUGGGCAGCUGUCACAUUGGCCAUCUUCUAUGCUAUUAACAGGCCUGGCGAACUGUUAUCUGCUAGAAGAAGCCAAGUGCUUACUCCCUUGGACCUCCUGGAGCCGGAUCACGGCUGGAUGUACUUUUGUAUAAAAAAGCCGAAGUCUAGAAGGAAAGCUGCCAGGGUGCAGCACUCAAAGUUGUGCCAACCAGGUGUUCUGCAGUUCCUCACUCGCUUCUUCGAGGGUUUGCGCCCACACGAGCUACUUUACCCUGGUAGCCCUGGCGUUUACAGAAGAAGGUGGGACAAGAUUCUGGGCAUUUUAGGUCUGACUGCUGAGCUUCGGCUCACGCCAGGCUCUCUACGAGCUGGGGGAGCGAUUUGUGCGUUCCAACACGGAGCCACAGUAUCAGACCUUUUAUGGAGGAUGAGACUGCGGAGCCAGUCUACACUGGAGUUUUAUCUUCAGGAAAUGUCAGCAGUAUCGAUCGUCCCGCACCUCAGCCCAGCAGUUCGCCGACGCAUCCUUACUGCUGCCGCUGUCUGCCAGUCAGUUCUGCAAUAG
Symbiodinium necroappetens is the source of this 5676-nucleotide messenger RNA. NCBI's taxonomy places the organism in Eukaryota, Dinophyceae, Suessiales, Symbiodiniaceae. The record is from the annotation of a GenBank genome assembly.